GGAGGCAACUCGCGAUAAAAGAGAGGCGCAUGAUCGGUAGAUUCGUAACUUUGUUGUUGCUAAGGGCGAGGGAGGACGAUGGCGACGGUGGCAGUGGAGAAGAAGCAUCCGGCGGAGGCGGAGGGGGAGAUGUGUGCUCCGGCGGCGAGGGUCAGGGGAGGCGGAGGCGAGGGGCUGCGGCAGUACUAUCUGCAGCACAUCCAUGAUCACCAGCUCCAGAUCCGGCAGAAGUCCAACAACCUCCAGCGCCUCGAGGCCCAGCGGAACGACCUCAACUCGCGAGUAAGAAUGCUCCGUGAGGAGUUGCAGCUACUUCAGGAGCCUGGUUCUUAUGUGGGCGAGGUGGUGAAAGUGAUGGGCAAAUCGAAGGUCUUGGUCAAGGUUCAUCCAGAAGGAAAAUAUGUUGUUGAUCUUGAUAAGAGCAUAGAUAUAACAAAGUUAACACCAUCAACCAGAGUUGCCCUUCGCAAUGAUAGUUAUGUUCUUCACCUAAUCCUGCCUAGCAAAGUAGAUCCUCUGGUCAAUCUUAUGAAAGUUGAAAAGGUUCCAGAUUCCACCUAUGACAUGAUUGGUGGUCUUGAUCAGCAAAUCAAAGAAAUAAAGGAGGUUAUUGAGCUUCCAAUUAAGCAUCCUGAAUUGUUUGAGAGCCUUGGAAUAGCGCAACCAAAGGGUGUCUUGCUCUAUGGGCCUCCUGGCACAGGGAAAACUCUUUUGGCAAGGGCAGUUGCUCAUCAUACUGAUUGCACAUUCAUAAGGGUUUCUGGUUCUGAGUUGGUUCAGAAAUACAUAGGAGAGGGCUCUAGAAUGGUUCGUGAACUAUUUGUUAUGGCCAGGGAACAUGCUCCAUCAAUAAUAUUCAUGGAUGAAAUAGACAGUAUUGGAUCUGCUAGAAUGGAGUCUGGCACUGGUAAUGGUGACAGUGAAGUGCAACGAACGAUGCUUGAGCUUCUUAACCAGCUUGAUGGCUUUGAAGCAUCAAACAAAAUUAAAGUUCUGAUGGCGACAAAUCGGAUAGAUAUUCUGGACCAAGCACUCCUCCGGCCUGGUCGGAUUGACAGAAAAAUUGAAUUCCCUAAUCCCAAUGAAGAGUCUCGCUUUGAUAUCUUAAAGAUUCACUCGAGGAAGAUGAACUUAAUGCGUGGCAUAGAUCUUAAAAAAAUUGCAGAAAAGAUGAAUGGAGCAUCUGGAGCAGAACUUAAGGCGGUGUGCACUGAAGCUGGGAUGUUUGCGCUCAGGGAAAGAAGAGUCCAUGUGACCCAAGAGGAUUUCGAGAUGGCGGUGGCCAAAGUCAUGAAGAAAGAGACAGAGAAGAACAUGUCCCUGCGCAAACUGUGGAAGUAGUAGUUCCAUUGCUCGUCCAAUUGCAGUGACAAACUACUGCUCGUGUGUUAUUUUGAAACUCCUCAACACAAGUAGCCAAUUUAUAGGUUGAUCCGUUUAAACUACGCCAAGUGAAAUUGCUUGAUGGUUAAAGAUCUGUAUUCGUGAUUAAAAUAAUCUGUGUACUCAAGUCUUGAAUGUUACCGUCUAAUAUUUAUGACUUUAAUGUUAUAUGUAUACUAUAUA
Molecule: messenger RNA, 1566 nt
Organism: Musa acuminata subsp. malaccensis (wild Malaysian banana)
Lineage: Eukaryota; Viridiplantae; Streptophyta; Magnoliopsida; Zingiberales; Musaceae
Product: 26S proteasome regulatory subunit 8 homolog A
Biological process (GO): proteasome-mediated ubiquitin-dependent protein catabolic process
Cellular component (GO): proteasome regulatory particle, base subcomplex
Molecular function (GO): proteasome-activating activity; ATP hydrolysis activity; ATP binding
Source: RefSeq, a predicted model, not a curated record